GGUUCACGUGUGAAGACGGCUUGCCCUGAGGACAACAAACACGCGAUUGCUAAAAGUGAUGAAAUAAUGUAAUUUAUUUUAGGUGAAAUUGAGGUGAAUCCGCGCUGUCGCCAUGCGGAGUCCAGCUGUGCGAAUGUUCCACAGGUUAGAGGGUUUGUUCUGCGUCUACAAACCCGCAGGAGUUCACUGGAAGCUGGUGAGGGACACCAUCGAGACUAAUCUUCUGAAAGGUGUGAAUGACACACCUGCUCCGCCUCUUCCUCAUGAGGUUCGCUUCUUACCAAACCCAAACAAACAACCUGAAGCACCUGGAGGACUCAUGCUGCGGCCAGUCUCUGUCCCCGUCUUGUCCAAGCACCCUCUGGUGACAGGACCUGAAUUCCAGCAUCUCAAAGUUGGAGUGGGUCACCGCCUGGAUGCUUCAUCUUCUGGUGUUCUUGUUCUGGCUGUGGGGAACGGGAACAAGAUCCUCAAUGAUCUCUACCAGAUACGAACCACAAGGGAUUACACACUGGAAGGUGAAUUUGGGAUGGCAACACAUGAUUUCACUCACACAGGUCGAAUUGUGGAAAGAUCCACUUAUAAUCACAUCACUCAAGAGAAGAUGGAGACAGUGCUGGCCAUGCUGGAGGGAGCCAAUCAAAAAGCCCUGAGAAUGUAUUCAAGUGUAGACAUGAACUCACAGGAAGCAUAUGAGCUGGCUGUAGAAGGCUUAUUGGGUCCAGACGGGAAAUCGGUUCCUAUUUUGACAGGCUUACGAUGCAUUCGCUUCCAGCCACCACACUUCACCUUAGAGGUGCAGUGCCUGAAUGAAACUCAGAAAUACUUGCGGAAAGUUGUGCACGAGAUUGGACUGGAGCUGCGGAGCACGGCGGUGUGUAAAGGAGUGAGGCGGACCAGAGACGGCUUCUUUACCCUGCCGGACGCUCUCACGCGUAACCACUGGUCGGCUGCUGACAUCCUACAGGCUGUUCAGAAAUACCGCUCAAAAAAGAACAAGAAAAGCUCCAGGACUGCAGCUGAUAAAGCAAUGUUACAGACAUCUGAGGAAACGCUCGCAGUCUCUCAAGAAAACAGAGCUGUUAAGGAAGAAACAACAACUGAGGUGCAAUGUAGUUCAACUGAUGGGUGAUUUAAAAAAAAUAAAAGUGGACUGAAAUAGUGAUAUUUCACAGCGCGGUUGAUAAAGAAAUUUUACUAACAAGGGUUUAAAAGGAGAAUGGCCCUCAAAUAUAUUGGGUCAAUAUACAAAUGUGACUCUAUUGUUGCUGGCCAAGGUUUAUACAGAAGUCCUUGAGAUAAUUAAUAUUGUUACUCUUUUCUCUACUCCUUUUGGCUACUAAAACCCUUCAAAGAACUCUUAAGAGUUAUUUUUUAUUUACACGUAUCAGUUCUGGAUGCUGAUCAAUCACGUGAGUAUUGAACAAAUCCUCUUCAUGACAGCUGUGUGGUCAGUCAGCCACCAAUAACUUUUCAGGCCUUAAUGUGUCAUUAAAAAAACAAAUAAAAUCAAAACCUGUGGGAGUGUUUUAUUAAAUAUUAAGUAAAUGUAUUUAAUAAUUUUUUAAUCAAUUCAUCCCUUUUGGAUUUGAGGAAAUUAACAGAAAUUACAAACAUGUGAAUCUAUAACUUGUUUCUACAGUUUGUUGCAUAAACGUUGUGAUUGUGGUGGAAGUCUUAAGUGCCAAAUGAUAACAUAAGCCAUUAUUAGAGCCUAAUACAGGAUGUAUUGGUUUAUUACCACCAUUUAUAUCGAUUUUACACUGUCCAGUGCUUGUAAAAUAUAUGCUGUGCUUUGAGAAAA
Molecule: messenger RNA, 1804 nt
Organism: Poeciliopsis prolifica (blackstripe livebearer)
Lineage: Eukaryota; Metazoa; Chordata; Actinopteri; Cyprinodontiformes; Poeciliidae
Gene: trub2
Product: TruB pseudouridine (psi) synthase family member 2
Exons: 8
Coding region: 113-1132 (339 amino acids)
Biological process (GO): pseudouridine synthesis; RNA processing
Molecular function (GO): pseudouridine synthase activity; RNA binding
Source: RefSeq, a predicted model, not a curated record